This is a messenger RNA of Insectozyma verbasci, 5769 nucleotides long. NCBI's taxonomy places the organism in Eukaryota, Fungi, Ascomycota, Pichiomycetes, Serinales, Debaryomycetaceae. The record is from the annotation of a GenBank genome assembly.
AUGGAUUAUUUGGGUAUAACUCGUGGUUCAAUUAGAGCUGAAGCUUUAAAAAAAUUAGCUAAAUUAACUGUUGAACAUCCUCCUUCAAAUUUAAAGGAGAUAAAUACGGGGAUUCAAAAAGAUGAUUUUUCAAAAUUAUUAACUUCAACUUCAAAAGAGUUUAAUCCAAGAAGACAAUCUUUAGUUAAUGGGUCAAAAAAUUCGAGCGGUUUAAAUUCAAUUGCUAUAACUCCAAAAGAAUAUGAAGUUUUAAUUGCAUUAUGCGAUUCAACUUUUCAAACUAUUAAUAUUGAAAAUCAAAUUCAAAUUUUAAUUGAAAAAUUUAAAGUUUAUUUAUUUGAAUUACCUGAUCAAAAAUUUUCGUAUCGAAUUGUUUCAAAUUCUGAAAAAAUUUCUCCAUGGGCUUUAUUAGGUGAAAAAUUAACAAGUGGGUUAAUAAAUUUAGCUUUUCAAAAAAAUUCAAAAUAUUUAGAUGAAGUAAUUGAAAUUUUUCAAAUCUUUAUUGAAAAAUUUUUUAAUAAUGUUGAGCCUGAAUUAUCAAAUUUUUUAACAUUGUUAGGUUUUCUCGAUGGUUUGAUUCAAAAUCCUAAAUUUUUAGCUUUAAGUUCAAAAACUUUUAAAAUUUUUAAUUUAAUUGAUUCAAAUAUUGAUAAUUUUGAAUUUUUAAAUGAUAUAGAAAAUUAUUCAGAUUUCUUAUAUGAUGAACCAAAUGAAUAUCAAAAUUUAUUAGAAAGAGAUUAUGUUAUUAAUUUUUCUCCAAUUAUGUAUUUAGAAAAAUUAUCAAAAUUACUGUGUGCUAUAAUUAAUAGUAUUGUUAAAAAUGAAAAGGGAAGUUUAUUACAAUUUGUAUUAAAUAAAGUUUCAAAAGAUUAUGAUAAUGAUGAUGGUGAUGAAAUUCAUAAAUUAAAUGGUAAUGUUAUUAAAAAUAAUCAAUUGGAAUUCUCAAGAGGUAAUAUGGAAAUUGUAAAAGUUUUAACUGAAUUAUCUUUAAGAAAAUUGGAAUUUUUAGAUCGUGGUGAAACUUAUAUUGUUUAUUCAACUUUUUCAAGAUUAAAAUUGGGUUAUUUAUCAAAAAGUUAUAAUUUACAAGUUUUAAGUUGUGGUAUGUUUACUGAUAAUUUAGAUAUUAAAACUUCAAAAAGAUUAUUUAAAUCUUGUAUCGAGAUUAAAGAUGUUAUGUUAGAUCCAGAUUUGGGUUUGACUGUUUUUGAAUUUGGUUCAUUAUUAGUUUAUAAAGAUGAAACAAUUGGUCCAUUGUUAACAAGAGUGUUUACUUCAGUUAUUGCAAAUCCAAAAUCAGAUCCAAAUUAUUGUUUGAAUAUUUCAAAAACUGUUGGCUUAGGAUCUAAGAAAUUACCACAAGAUGCUGUCGUCACUACAAUUUAUUCAUUAACUAAUUUAUUAUUUGUAAGUAAUGAAGGUUUACAAUUGAAUUCAAAAAGUGCUAAACGAGUUAUCAAAGGAGCUUCAACAAAUGGGUUCGAUGAUCAAAGUUCAUUGAGCAGAAAUUUAUAUGCAUCACCAACAUCAUCAAGAAGAACUUCAGUUACUAGUUUCUCACAAGUAUUUUCCAAAGGUGCUCAUUCUGGUGAAUUUGAUGAAAAUGAUUAUAGAAAAGUUUGUGAAAAUGCAGUUGUUGCAAUUAUUGAAAUUUCAAAAGCGUGUAAUGAUGAUAGUGUACCAGCAUUAGCAUGUACUAUUUUAUCACAAAAAACUACUAAAUUAGAUUCACCAAUUAGUCAAUUAAUCUUGAAAGGUUUAAGUUCAUGUGCACCAUUUUUACCAGAAAGAGAAUUCAUUAUAUUAGUUCGAUUAUUGAAUAAAUUAUCAUUGGAGAGUUUAGAAAAGAAAAAUAUGAUUUUAUUAGGUAAUUUAUCCGAGGCAAAGAUUAAUUUAGCUUCUAAAUUAGAUCAAAAGAAUCCAUUAUUCAAUGUUUAUUUACAUGAAUUAUUGCAAGUAAUAAUUUCAAAAGGUAAUGUUCAACAAUUAGAACAUCAUAGAUCUCAUAAUGAAAUCACUGAAGUUGGAGAUCAAAUUGCAAUUUAUUUAAAACCAUUAGCUGCAUUAUUACCAAAUGUAAAUAAAAAUGAAGAACCAUUAAAGAUUGAUUCACCUGAAACGGUCAAUUUAUUUAAAGAUAUUUGGUUUAAUAUGGUUGUUCAUGGUUAUAAUAUCAAUUCCAAAAAUACUAAAGCUUUCAAAGAAGAAUUGGAAAGAAUUGCAUACAAUACACCUCCGUUAGCAUCUGAAUUAAGUUGGGAUAGAACUGAAACUUCAAUUGAAUUAAAUACAGUCUUAAGAAGAGGUUCAUCAAAUCAUAAUAUCAAAGAUCAUAGACAUCAUUUAGGUGAUAUUUUUGAAGUUCAUAGAACUUUAUCAUAUCCAAAAUUAAUGUUUUUAUCAGCAGCUGUAUUUGUUGAAAGUUUAAGAGUUAGAAAUGGAAAUUGUUCAAAAACAUUAUUAUAUUUUACUGAUCCAUCAAUUAAAAUUUCUGGUGUUGAUAAAUAUCUUAGUCAUAUUUCGUUUAAAAUUGUUAAAGAUUAUAUUCAAUUAAUUAAUACUGGUGCUAAUAAACAAUUUAGUGCUGUUCAUAUUGCUGAGCAAUUAACUACAAUGUUAACAUUGUGUUGUCAUCCAAAUGAAGAAAUGCAAGAUGCAGCUAUUCAAUGUUGUGAUUUAUUAAUUUCAAAAGUUCCUUCAAGUUUAUCUCAUAAAAAAUCAUUAUUUGUAUUAUUUGAUUUAUUAAAUUUGUUAUUUAAAGGUGUUGCAGAUGCCGAUAUUCAUGAAUAUGAACCAACAACAACAUUUAGAGCAAGAUGUACAGGUAUCAAAAUUUCAUUAAGUGAUGAUUAUCAUUGGAGAACAACUACAUUUAAUAGAUUUCAUGAAAAAUCAAAAUAUUGGAUGAGAAUUGUUUUAUAUAAAUGUAAUAUUGAUGUUAAACUGUUGAUACAAUCUUAUAUUACAGCAAACGAAGAAAUGCAAUUUGAUACCCCUAUUCAAUUUGGGUUAUCAUUUGCUUUAGAAAUGGCUGGUGGUAUUGGUUCAGAUAGAGAAUUAUCAUCAAUUACUUAUUCAAAUCCAUCAAAUUAUUUAAAUACUUUACCAACUAUAGUAUCACAAUUAUCAUGGAGAUCAAAUUUUGUUUCUGAAUUAAUGCUUAAAUUACCUUUAAGAACUAAUGAAGAAAGUGACCUUGCAUUCAAAGCAAUUAGAGAAAAAGUUUAUCAUAUUAAAUCAAGAUUAAGAUUUGAUAAAUUUAAUGACUAUCCAACAAAUGAUGAAAUUAUGAAUUUAUUAACUGAAAUUGCUGGUUUAACAUUAUUAAGUGAUGUAAAUAAUGCUGAAUUAGUUAGAUAUGUUGUUGAAAUUCCAUUUAUUAUGUUUGAUCCAUCAACUAUGAUUAAUGCAAGUGGUGUUUGGUUUGCAAUUAUGAAAGACAAACCACAAUUGUCAAUAUUAUUAUUAAGUGAAAUUGCUAAGAAGUGGGAAGAAAGUAUUGAAUUAGGAAAAGGUUUAUUUAGUCAAGAUUUAGAUAUUGCACAUCCAGAAUUUGAUAAAAUGGAAUAUGCACCAAGUAAUAGACAAAUGGUAAAUAGAUUAGCUGAAAAAGCGCAAAGAUCAUUUGGACCACAUUUAGAAAUUAUUAGAUUAUUUGCAUCAAAUUUUGAAGCUACAUUAAAUCAAAGUGAUCAUUUAUUAAAAUUAUUUACAAGAUUUGUUGAAAUUGGUUUGAAAAAUUUGAAAAUUGCAAGUUAUCAUCCAUUAUCAAGAUUGGUAAGAUUAGAAUUAAUUAAAUUUGCAUUUGAAGUUUUAAAUUAUCAUGUUAAAUUAGGUUCAAGAUCAAGUCAAUAUUUAUUAGAUUUAAUAUUAGAUGGUGCUUUAACUUGGUUUAGACAAAGAUCAACAUAUCCAUUUGGUGGUAAUACAUUAAAAUUUAAAUCUGAAUUAGUAUUAAUGAAAGAUGUUGCAAGAAUGGCAAGUUCAGUAAGUACAACAUCAAUAAUUGAACUGAAGAGAUCAAUUUUAUUAUAUUUCCUAGAUGAUGAAAUUAAUAAAUUUACAAUUUGGUUAAAUUCAUUAAAUCCAACAGAUGUUUCAGGGACUUUUACAAAACAUACAAUUACUGGAAAUCAUAUCAGUAAAGCUUAUGAAAUUGAUCCAAUUUUAGCAAUUAAUCUUGCUUUAAGAUAUAAAUCAAAAUCUCAUGAUGAUUUGUUACAACAAUUAUUAAUUAAAAAUCCAUUACCUGCUUGUUCUUAUCCUGAUGCUGUUCAAUUUUUAAUUGGUUUAAAUGCUGGUGUUCAUAUGCCUUCAUAUCAUUUAUUAUUUUGGGCUCCACUAUCACCAAUUGAUGCAAUUACAUUAUUUUUACCACCAUUUGGUUCUAACUCAUUUAUUUUACAAUAUGCUAUGAGAUCAUUAGAAUCUCAUGAUGUUAAUAUUACAUUCUUUUAUGUUCCUCAAAUUGUUCAAAAUUUAAGAUUUGACGCAAAAGGUUAUGUUGAAAGAUUUAUUAUUGAAACUGCUAAAGUAUCACAAUUAUUUGCCCAUCAAAUUAUUUGGAAUAUGUUAGCUAAUAGUUAUAAAGAUGAAGAUUCAACAGAACCAGAUGAUUUAAAACCAAUAUUGGACAAAAUUCAAAAAGAAAUGUUGGAAGAAUUUAAUGAAAAAGAUUUAGCAUUUUAUAAAAAAGAAUUUGGAUUUUUUAAUGAAGUUACUGAUAUUUCAGGUAAAUUAAAACCAUAUAUUAAAAAAUCAAAAGCUGAAAAGAAGGAAAAAAUUGAUCAAGAAAUGGCUUUAAUUAAAGUUGAACCUGGUGUUUAUUUACCUUCAAAUCCAGAUGGUACAUUAGUUGAUAUUAAUCGUAAAUCUGGUAAACCUUUACAAUCACAUGCAAAAGCACCAUUUAUGGCUACAUUUCUAAUUAAAAAAGAAUUGACAGAUUAUGACGAAAAUGGUCAAGAACAAAAAGUUGAAAUUGAAAAAUGGCAAAGUGCAAUUUUUAAAGUUGGUGAUGAUUGUAGACAAGAUGUUUUAGCAUUACAAUUAAUCUCAAUGUUUAGAACAAUAUGGUCAAAUGCCGGAUUAGAUUUAUAUGUUUAUCCAUAUAGAGUUACUGCAACAGCUCCAGGUUGUGGUGUUAUUGAUGUUUUACCAAAUUCAACAUCAAGAGAUAUGUUGGGUAGAGAAGCUGUUAAUGGAUUAUAUGAAUAUUUCAAAACAAAAUUUGGACCAGAAAAUUCAAUUGAAUUUCAACAAGCAAGAAAUAAUUUAGUUAAAUCACUAGCUGCUUAUUCAAUUAUUUCGUAUCUUUUACAAUUUAAAGAUAGACAUAAUGGUAAUAUUAUGUAUGAUGAUGCUGGUCAUAUUUUACAUAUUGAUUUUGGUUUUUGUUUCGAUAUUGUACCAGGUGGUGUUAAGUUUGAAGCUGCACCAUUUAAAUUAACUCAUGAAAUGAUUAUGGUAUUAGGUGGAGGAGAUGAUACUCAAGCAUUUAAAUGGUUUGAAGAAUUAUGUAUAAAGGGUUAUUUGAGUUGUAGACCAUACAUGGAAACUAUUGUAAGAACAGUUACUCCAAUGUUGGAAUCUGGUUUACCAUGUUUUAAAGAUACAAGUAUUAAAAAUUUAAGAUCAAGAUUUGUCCCUGGUAAAUCAGAAAAAGAAGCAGCUGCAUAUUUUAGAAAAUUAAUUAAAAAAUCAAUGGAAUCAUUUUAUACUAAAGGUUAUGAUGAGUUCCAAAGAAUUACAAAUGGUAUUCCAUAUUAG